GAAAAGGAGAUGAAAAAAAAAUCGAAGAGACAAACGGGACGAUAAUCAGUCAAAAAAGCAAAGAAUCGGUCAAAAUAUACGUGUGAGUUGGUUGGUGACGAGUCUUUUUUCUGAAUCUAGAGCGAAUAAUCGUCCGUAAUAGUUGCAAGAAUGGCCGCAUUCUAGGCAUCCGGUUCAAUUGGCAAACAGGAGAAGCUCGCAGUCAUGAACAAUUUGAAAGCCCCAUCGUUGCAUUCGCUGCUCGAUUCCGACCAUGGUUCGUCGAACGACAGUCUGCUGGCCGAAUCGCUUCAACUGGACAUCGAAGAGCUGGACGAUGAGGAGUAUUCGCUUCCUGCGGUGGACCAGCUUCCAACCUUGGAAAGCGUCCUCAGCGAGAUCGAUAGUGACCUGGAUAGUGUGUCGACGGCGGCAGGGAGGAGGGUGGUGGAUGGAUCAGGCGGAAGCGCCAGCAGAGAUCUGGGGUCGACGCCGACUCCGUCGUUGGCCGCCACUGAGGAUUACCUACGAGUGGAAUCGAUUCUGAGGCAUGUCGUACUGCAGGGCGUUACGGCUCAAGUAACAUCUGCCGUGGAACGAGUAGAUGCCGGAUUGGCCACAUCCUGCACGGUUUCGCAGAUGAUUGCGGUGGGGACAUCCCAUGGGCACAUAUUAGCAUUUGACUGUUCCCAAACGCUGAAAUGGUGCUGUCAGGAUGGAAAGUCUCAGGGAGCGGUUUCGGCACUGGCCUUCAACGAGGACAACACCCGGCUGCUGGCUGGAUUUGCCCGGGGGAGCAUACUGAUGAUCGAUACCUUUACGGGUGAUGUUAUACGGACAUUGAACGAGGUGAUAACGCCGAAUACGGGGGUGUUACAUCUGAAAUGGACGAAUCGACCAGCGCUGGCGCUUUGUUCCGAUUCCGGAGGGUCAGUUUGGAGUUUGAGCUUCACCAGAAGGUUGGGAAUUCGUGGCUGUGAUUCCCGCUGCUUGUUUAGUGGAGCUCGCGGGGAAGUUUGUACGGUGGAACCGCUUCUGCUGGGUGACGAAGAGCAUCCGCUGAAAAAUUACACUUUGGUUGCGUUGGCCACAUUGAGCAAGUUCUUUGUCGUGAUGAUCCGUCCCCGACUGAAGGUUAUCAAAUUCCAUCCAAUGGCUGGUUAUCCGGAUUGCCUGCCGCUUCUCGCCUGGCAGAUGGUGCUGAUUCAAGCUGCCGAUUCGUCACGAACCAUAGAUCCUGUGCUGGCCGCAGCCCGCGGAGCCGAUUUGUAUUUCCAUCAGAUUAGCUAUAGCAGCGGACGCAUAUCGCUCAUCUUCCUGCGCCACAUUCAGCUUGGCUACAAUCUCCUGUCGCUACACUGGCUUGGGCCGAAAACGAUCGCCUGUUUGGAUACGAUGGAAAUGCUUCACCUGUCGGAUGUUCGAACUAACAAAGAGCUGGAAACGAUCGAUCUGUCCAACGUGGGUCUGAUGUACAACUCGGCGCAAUUCAAGGGACUCGCCACCGGGGGAAACGUUUCGCCCGCCCUUGCCCUGGCAGGUGGCUCAGCAUGCUAUAACACAGUGGUCUCCCAGGGCAGCCAACUGUACCUCCUGGCGGGAAAAAGUUUACACGGGGUCAGUGCCCGGGCUUGGAGCGAUCGCAUUUCCUACCUGACUUCGAUGCAACGCUGGGACGAGGCCAUCGAGCUGGCCGUUGAGGGAUUCCGAGCUGCCGCUGGACGACACCGGCGACUGGCUGCGGCCAAAGAGCGAAUCCUUCGCAUGUUUGACGAGUACUUGAACGCAACGCGGAAAACGCCCGAACUGUGUCUGGAAGCGAUGGUGGCGUGUUUGAUCGAGAUUAACGAAAAAAACCUCCUAUGGCAAGAGCUUUACGACCGUCUUCCAUCCACGGAUCACUAUUUGGCCAUCAUCGCGCUUCAUAUCGAGAAUGACAACCUGAGCUGGGUUGCACCGGCGGUGGCGCAAGUGCUGUGCGAACAAUUUCUACGCAAACGGGACAUAACCCGGCUGGAGAAUAUAAUCCUCAAGCUGGACUGGCAAUGCCUGGAUUUGCACCAAGUGCUCACCAUUUGUCGUAAGGAGAAACUCUACCGAGCCCAAAUGUAUCUGAACACCAAAGCUCUACGAGAUUAUGCGGUUUCCCUGACGGAUUUGAUUCCGCUGGUUAAUGAACAGAACGAUUCCCAUCUGGGCAAUUGUUUGCUGGUGUACGUGUCCAGUUGCCUCGCCGGUCGGGGCUAUCCAACGGGAGACAUUGAACCGGAUAUGAUUGCCACCGUUAAGCAUGAAGUUCUGCGCUGUCUGACCGUGAUCCAUUCGAAAAAUGCUCCAGAAAGCGAGCUACCCUAUCCAUAUCUGAGAAAACUUUUGGAGUUUGAUACACGAGAAACACUGAACGUAAUUUCACUUGCUUUCCAAGAAAAGGAGUUCAACGGAGAACUUGGACUGUCUCAACGGCAACGGAUUAUCAACAUUCUUCUGGAAAUACUCACUCCGGAACAUGCCAGCUGGUCUCAGAUCGGAUGUUUGCUGAACUUCAUUGCCCAGCAGAUAGCGUCUCGUCAACUUCCAGAAAACGAACUGUUGCUUGAAAGAGUCAUAACAUACCUGACUAGACAAAGCGAGGAAAUUGCCAUCGGCCGUAUGACCCGACGGGAACACUCCGAACAGGAGCAAACCUGGUUGGAACUGCUCCGGUCCAACUGCCUUAGUCACAUUCCGAAUGAAGAUCUGCUGGAAAUUUCCCGCCACGGUCGAUGCUAUCGAGUCACGGAGUACAUUCUGGAGCAAUUGGGACGAUACGAAGAAAUAUUCGAUUGUUAUUUGUUGGACGAGUUUCGUCACGCAGAAUUAUUCAACUACAUUGGCCAGUACAGCGAAGAUGACCGGAGACAGGUGUUGCCACUAUUCCUCAAAAAUUUCAAGACGAUUCUGGACAUCAAUUGCGAACAAACGACUCGAGUGGCGACGGACCAGUUCAUGAGACAUAUGAAUCAAUUCCUGCAACUACUGCAAGAUUGUCCAGAAAAACUAUUUCAAUUCCUCCGGCAGCUAGUGAAAAAUGGCGUCCAGUUGGAAACACGUGACUGCGAACGGUAUCUGGAACUCUUGUGUCAGUACCAACCGGAGGAGGUGAUUGAGUUUUUGAAAUCCAACGAUUCCUACAGGCUGGACUUUGCGGUUCGGACCAUUAAGGGCCACGGGAUGAACACGGCACUGAUCUAUUUGUAUGAGAAGCAGGGCGAUUACCAGGCAGCCUACGGCGUGGCAGUGGAAGCUUUGAGGGAUGCACCGGAAAGCACGGCCGAGAUGUGUGCAUUGCAGGUGUCCGGUUUGUGUUCACGGGCUUCCGGCGUUCUCUCAGAAGCAGACCGACAAGAGCUUUGGUUUUCGCUGCUCAAAAUCGUCCUGUCCCGAGCCGAUCUAACUCAAAUAACAAAAAAUAUUCUCCAUUCGGCGAGCGAAUUCGUCGAUCUGGCCAAACUGGUCCAACUGGUGUUGACCUCCGGAACAAAAACCGGCAACUUCGGUGACAUUAAGCACGUUCUCAUUGGAAUGCUGUCCAAUUCGGCCUACGAAACGGUGCUGCUGGAAACGACGUCGCAAAUCCUGGGCAGGGACCUGCAUGCGAUUCUUGCCCGAGAACGCCGUUUCGCGAGGAGAGGUCUUUGUGUGAAAACCAUCAAAUGCACCAUCUGCCGCUGUAAGCUGUACAACGGCACCAAAGAUGCCAUUGUAGUUUUCGGUAAUUGUGGGCAUGCGCUGCAUAAAGAUUGCGCCAACCGUUACUGCACCGUUAAGGGAGCGGAUUCUCCUUCGACGGACGAAGCGAAGAGUUUAACCAAAAUGAGAUGCCCCAGAUGCGACGUGGUGAUCAGCGAACGGGAACCGGUUAGUACCUCCGAGUGUCGCGUCGAUCUGGGGCCGGUCAUGGUACCCAGUGGGCACGGAAUCGAAUCCAGUGCACUGAAAUUGAGCGCUCCUCCGCGCAUCGGCCUGUAGUGUCGUCGAACGGUGUUCGUAUUGAUCUCUCAAUUGUUCUGCUUCGCUGAUCCUACUUCCGCCCAGCAGCAUUAGCCAUCUUCUUGACCCUGACCAUCGGACGGACGGGGUAAGUUUUUAAAGACUCUGCUAUAUAUUGUUACAUUCUGUAUUAUGUAAUUAUCUCUAUCCAUUCAUGAUGAUUUGGCUGAUUUUAACAAAAACACAUAUUUAGCAUUUUCAAGUCAUGCCAAUCAAAACCUAUGGUAUACUCUACAAAGUCUUUAGCAAUUCCUGCUUAUUCUAUAAGCUAAAUAUGAUACAUUCAUAGUUUGUUUGUAAUUAACUAUAUUAUUUAUUACAUUUAUAUAACUAGAUAAUUGAAAAAGGAAAGCGAUAGCAAAAACAUACACACAUUACACAAAGUUACAAUUGCAAAUAAUGUUCACCAACAAUCGAUAGUAAACUAAUACAUAUAUUGGUAAUGUUAGUCCACGAAGUAAAGCAACUCAAAGUCCGUGGUGUUUUGUAUGCCGAAAUAUAGACGAAUAAAUGUUUUCACCAUUACA
Aedes albopictus (Asian tiger mosquito) is the source of this 4535-nucleotide messenger RNA. RefSeq names its product vacuolar protein sorting-associated protein 8 homolog (gene Vps8). Bases 205 to 3987 code for a protein of 1260 amino acids. Gene Ontology annotation, molecular function: protein binding. NCBI's taxonomy places the organism in Eukaryota, Metazoa, Arthropoda, Insecta, Diptera, Culicidae. Gene Ontology annotation, biological process: vesicle-mediated transport; endosomal vesicle fusion; intracellular protein transport. The transcript is spliced from 4 exons. The record is from RefSeq and is a predicted model, not a curated record. Gene Ontology annotation, cellular component: HOPS complex; late endosome.